This is a messenger RNA of Cydia strobilella, 2094 nucleotides long. RefSeq lists its product as uncharacterized. The transcript has 8 exons. Bases 44 to 1327 code for a protein of 427 amino acids. Lineage: Eukaryota; Metazoa; Arthropoda; Insecta; Lepidoptera; Tortricidae. The record is from RefSeq and is a predicted model, not a curated record.
GGCGCAACCUUAAAUCCGUGUUCAGUAAACCAGCGCAGCCGAUAUGAGUGGCAUUACAUUGGAAUUUCUUCAGAACCUACUUAAGGACGACUAUCCUGAUGUCACUGUACAGGAUUUUGAGGGCGCCCCAGGCACCAAACGAGGUGACAAUUACACCUCCAUGGUUUUCCGCAUCCAACUGAAAGGCGUCCAGAAGCACCGAGAUCCUGAUGCCUCCGGCGAGACCACACAGCCUUGGACUGGCUCCAUCAUUUACAAAUGCCUUCCAGACAGCAUAGAGCGAAGGAAAACCUUCAAGAGUGAAGAGUUAUUCUGCAAUGAAGUGGCGUUUUACAAUAAGAUCUGGCCAGCGUUGAAUGAUUUCCAGCAACAGCGGAAGGUCAAGAGCCCGUUUAAGGCGAUACCGAAGUGUUAUCUGGCGCAGGAUGAUCUGGUUAUCCUGAAGGACUUGAAGCAGCAGAUGUUUGUGAUGCCGGACAGACGACAAGGGCUAACUAUCGAGCAAUGCUACUUUGUUCUCAAGAACCUGUCUCAGUUCCACGCUCUAUCGCUGGCUAUGAAGCAUUACAACCCAGAAGAGUUUUACGAACUUCUUAACGUGCAGGAUGGCAUUUCAGAAGUGUUGUUUACAGGUGAUAAUGAAGACUAUUACAAGUCCUACUACCGCGAAGCGACACGUAACGCUGUGGACAUGGUUGAGGAAGAGCUGGCAGGCUGUGAAGAUAAGGAAAAAUAUCUGUCGAAAUUCCGUGAAUUCUGCAGUGAAGAAACCUUUUUUCAAAUGAUGGUCUCUCUGGUGACCCCGCGGGAACCUUUGGCCGUCAUCAAUCAUGGGGAUUGUUGGACCAACAACUUUUUAUUUCGAUACGUGGAUGGGGACAUCGCCGAGAUGGUCAUAGUAGACUUCCAACUAGUCCGUUACGCCUCUCCGGCCUUGGACCUGGCGUACCUUCUAUACGUAUGCCUGACUAGAGAGCAGAGGACAGAGCAUCUGCCGUCUCUUCUGGAGUAUUAUUCCGAGGAGCUGUAUAAGAGAUUGAUGGAAUUAAGCGACGAUGGCUCGGUGUUUAGUGGGAUGGAUAAGGAUACGCUUAAUGAAUUGUUCCAAGAGGAGUUCCACCGUAGUGGGAAGUUUGGCCUCGGAUCAGCUCUAGAUAUGUACCCCAUCAUGACCUGUGACAGCAAUGAGGCGCCAAAUCUUUACCAGGCUAAGGAUACUGAACUAGUGCCUCCUCAUGAAUCGACCCCAGUAUCGACAUCAAAUGCUGCAUGCAGGAAGAAAAUGACAGAUUUGGUCAGAGAACUAGUGGACGGUGGAGUUCUAUAAGUUACCUUAUUAGGUCUGUUGUGCACUAGGUACAAUCGGGAACAUUGCCGGUGAACCACUUCAGAAAAAAAAUACCUCUACCCUUACGAGCGAACUAAACUUCGCCUCCCAUAUAUAUAACUAAAGAUAGAUAUAACUCCGUAAUAGAUGAAUACAGUCUAAGGAAAAAACGUGCCUCGAAAAUCACGAAAGUUUCAUUCUCGAUCAGAUGGUGCCACUACCUUUGUCCUACUCUCGUAUAGAGGGCGUUGACGGUUUCGUUUGUUAUUUAACAAUUUUAACGCAUAUCAGUGAAAGAACAUGGGUCAAAAUCAUAUAAAAAUAAUUAAUGCAAAUAAAAAAAAAUCAUUUAUCCAUAUUUAAAUACAUUUUAUCGUAUUUUUAUAAAUCUCCAUUUUUAGUUUUAAAGUGUGUCGAUAGAUGGCAGUGAAUUUACUGUGGUUAUAAAAUUUACUAUGACAGUACCGCUCUAUCCUAUUAUAUCCUCUUUGAUAUAACCAAUUACGAUGCUAUUAGGAUUCUUUAUCUUAAUAUUGGAAAGAGUUAAAACAGGUAAUGAGACAAACAAUAGAUAGUAAGGACAGUUUAUUAAUUGUUGUUGUUUAGGCUAAACUUCGCCUCCCCAUAAAGAUAACCAAUUAGGAUGCAUUUUGGAUUCCUUAUCUUAGUUUGCAAAUGCCGGCCGUCACAAGACAAUGGACUGCAUUAAACUUUACCUGAGCUAACCUUUUUUUAUCCACACCCACAUUUUUGUCUGCAAGACUAUA